GAAAGAAUUAUAUAAACCUUUUUAGAACAAUCUCCUCUAACCUUCUUUCAUUUUUAUUCGCUCAACAGCCAAAAACCAAAAACUUAUUGAAGCUUUCUCUCCUUCAGUAACAAAAACCCACCAAAAGUUUCUCUUUUCGAUUUCUUACUCUGAAAUUUCCAAAACCUUUUCAAUCGAGCCCUUGUGUGCUGUGGAUCGAGAACCAUGUGUGGAGGAGCUAUUAUCUCCGACUUCAUCUCGACGACGGGGCCACCGCGGUCGAAGCGUCUCACCUCCAACUACCUCUGGCCGGAUCUCAAGAAAUCCAGCUCUGGCAAGCGUUUCUCGAAGAAAACUCAUAUGAGAUCGGAAAUCGUUGAUCUUGACGAUGAUUUCGAGGCCGAUUUCCAGGGUUUCAAGGAUGAAUCUGAUGUUGAGGAUUUUGAUGAUGUUGCAGUGGAUGUUAAGCCUUUUGCUUUCACAGCUCGCAACACGCCAACCUUAUCUCGCGGUUCCACAACUGUGAAAUAUACAGAAUCUGAUGGGUUAGCUGAAAAAUCUGCAAAGAGAAAAAGGAAGAACCAAUACCGGGGAAUUCGUCAGCGUCCAUGGGGUAAGUGGGCUGCGGAAAUCAGAGACCCAAGGAAAGGGGUCCGUGUUUGGCUCGGAACUUUCAACACUGCCGAAGAAGCUGCAAGAGCUUACGAUGCUGAAGCUCGGAGAAUCCGUGGCAGUAAAGCAAAAGUGAAUUUCCCGGAUGAAACUCCGCGUGCUUCCCCUAAAUGUUCAGUUAAGGAUAAUCUUAGGAAAUCACUACCCAAGGCGCACGUUGUCCAAUCGUUUGAGUCCAAUAUGAACACAAAUUUCGAUCUUGGAAACAACUCAGAUCAGGAUUACUACAGUGCAAUGGGGUUUCUGGAAGAGAAACCACUUACCAAUCAAUAUGAUUAUGUGGAGUCUCUUCCUGCAAAUCCAGAGGCUGCACUUAAACUCAGUCCAGCUACUACUACCACCCCCGUGUAUUUUAGUUCCGAUCAGGGUAGCAAUUCCUUUGAGUGCUCUGACUUUUGUUGGGGAGAACGUGGCUCUAAGACUCCAGAAAUCUCCUCUGUUUUUUCGGGUACAUUAGAAAGUGAUGACUCCCUGUUUCUGGAGGAUGCUAGCCCGAUGAAGAAGUUGAAAACUGACUCAGAGAAUGUGGUCCCACAAGCUGAAGAAAAUAAUUCAAAGACUCUGUCGGAGGAGCUGUCCAGCUUUGAGUCUCAGAUGAAGUACUUUCAGAUGCCGUAUCUUGAUGGAAACUGGGAUGCUACUUCUUUUGAAUCUUUACUCACUGGUGACACAACUCAGGACGGAGGAAACGCAAUGAAUCUUUGGAGUUUUGAUGACUUCACCAUGUCUGGUGAAGUAUUCUGAGCAAGUUCCCCAGCUUUGCUAGUUUAUGUAAAUAAGGCUACAUGUUAGUGAGUGUCAACUGUCAUUCCCUUUUUUUAGCAUGUUUCUUGGAUUUAAUUCAGGACAAAAGUCAUGAUUUAUUACCUUGUUUUUAUGGAAAAUCAAAAUCAAUUUUGGUACGUGCAGGAAUUGUUCAUCUGGAGGUGGAGUACACAAAACAGUUAAAACAUGCAUAAGCCUUUGUAUGGAAGAGUGAUUGAAGGUAGCUAUCAUUGUAUGGCGAGUAUAUAGAUAUUAGCUUUUACUUCUUACCUUCAAGACAAUGAACUCGUGUUGCUCAAUUUUAUGUCUGUAUCAAUGAAUCUGUGAUUUGUGAUGAAUAUACUAAGACCUGAUAAUUGUCAAA
Messenger RNA from Humulus lupulus (European hop), 1780 nucleotides. Its product is annotated as ethylene-responsive transcription factor RAP2-12-like. The record is from RefSeq and is a predicted model, not a curated record. The transcript is spliced from 2 exons. The coding region runs from base 205 to 1395 and encodes 396 amino acids. Gene Ontology annotation, molecular function: DNA-binding transcription factor activity; DNA binding. Lineage: Eukaryota; Viridiplantae; Streptophyta; Magnoliopsida; Rosales; Cannabaceae. Gene Ontology annotation, biological process: ethylene-activated signaling pathway; regulation of DNA-templated transcription.